Brassica napus (rape) is the source of this 1157-nucleotide messenger RNA. Its product is annotated as vesicle-associated membrane protein 727-like. Gene Ontology annotation, biological process: vesicle-mediated transport. The coding region runs from base 295 to 1017 and encodes 240 amino acids. Lineage: Eukaryota; Viridiplantae; Streptophyta; Magnoliopsida; Brassicales; Brassicaceae. Gene Ontology annotation, cellular component: membrane. The transcript has 5 exons. The record is from RefSeq and is a predicted model, not a curated record.
UUUGAGCCUAACCCUCCUUCAUCAUCAAGCCAAGUCUCAAGGUAGUCUCUCUCUCUCUCUCUCUCUCUCUCUCUCUCACUGUCUUUCUCAAUCAAUUUUCAUCUCUGCUGCUACAACGGCUAAGCGUGGUUUGAUUCUCGCUUAAUUUCGUCUUCUCCUUUCAUCGAUUACUUCCUCCUGUAACUAAAUUAGCGCCGAUCGUUGAAUUUCGUCGUUUCUUUUAUAUAAUCAAAGCAUCCGAUCGUUGAUCUGUGGUGUAGAUCGGUUGACUUCUUCUCUAAAGGGCUUCAGAGAAUGAGUCAGAAGGGAUUGAUAUACAGCUUUGUUGCCAAAGGAACAGUCGUACUAGCCGAGCAUACUCCUUAUUCUGGAAACUUUAGCACCAUUGCUGUUCAAUGUCUUCAGAAGCUUCCCACUAAUUCCAGCAAGUAUACUUACUCUUGCGAUGGCCAUACCUUCAAUUUCCUCGUUGACAAUGGUUUUGUGUUUCUUGUGGUUGCUGAUGAGUCCACCGGAAGAAGUGUUCCUUAUGUGUUUCUUGAGCGUGUUAAGGAAGAUUUCAAGAAACGGUAUGGGGCGAGUAUAAAGAUUGAUGAGCCACACCCUCUUGCCGAUGAUGACGAAGACGAUGAUUUGUUUGGUGAUCGGUUUAGCAUUGCGUACAAUCUUGACAGAGAAUUUGGGCCAAUACUCAAGGAGCAGAUGCAGUAUUGCAUGAGCCAUCCUGAAGAGAUGAGCAAACUUUCAAAGUUGAAGGCCCAAAUAACUGAUGUCAAGGGCAUUAUGAUGGACAACAUAGAGAAGGUUCUGGAUAGAGGAGAGAAGAUAGAGCUUCUGGUUGACAAAAGCGAGAACCUACAGUUCCAAGCAGAUAGCUUCCAGAGACAAGGGAGGCAGCUAAGAAGGAAGAUGUGGAUACAGAGCCUGCAGAUGAAGCUGAUGGUGGGAGGUGCUAUUCUCUCCUUUAUUCUCAUCGUUUGGGUUGUUGCUUGUGGGGGUUUCAAAUGUUCGUCAUGAUGUUUGGUUUCGUUUGUAUCUGUUUGAUCAUCAUUCAUCACCUUAUUUACGCACGUAAUACACAUGCUCAUGUUUGUAAAUGUUGGAACUUGUAAUAACAUAUCAUCAUCAUUAUUGCCACAAGCUAUCUUUAAUGUUAA